This is a messenger RNA of Castor canadensis (American beaver), 666 nucleotides long. The record is from RefSeq and is a predicted model, not a curated record. NCBI's taxonomy places the organism in Eukaryota, Metazoa, Chordata, Mammalia, Rodentia, Castoridae.
AUGAAUCUCUCCAUGUUUUGCAUUGUUCUUGCUCAACUGAAUUCUGUGAAAUUCCAAAGCCAGAAGACUCGGAAGAAGAUGAUCCUGCAUGACCUCAAAGGCACAAUAAGCUUGACAUUCUUACUUGGCCUCACCUGGGGGUUUGCCUUUUUUGCCUGGGGACCUGUGAGGAUCUUUUUCACAUAUCUUUUUGCAAUUUGUAAUACUUUGCAAGGAUUCCUCAUUUUUGUGUUUUACUGCGUGAUGAAGGAGAGUGUGCGGGAGCAGUGGCACAUACACCUCCAUUGCAGGUUGUGGCGUCUGGAUAAUUCUUCUGAUGGGAGCAUCAGGUGUAGGGUGCAUGUUGGGUCUGAACAGGAGAGACUGAAGAAAACAUUUCAGCACAAGUUGUUGACGCCAUCUUUCAAGUCGACGGCAACUAGUUUCACUUUCAAAUCUAUAGGCUCUGCACAAGAAACUCCUUCAGAAAUAAGCUUCUCAAAUGACGACUUUGAUGGAGAUCCCUACUGUUUCUCUCCCUUGAGCUGUGAAGUCAUGCCUAAUUGUUUAAGAAGAAUAUUACCUGCAGAAAUUAAAAUGAAUUCCAUUCACAAGCAAGGAUCUUUUUCAAUAAAUCUCAGCACAGAUGCUCAUCUCCCCUCAUCCCUAGAUUGGGGAAAAUGUUGA